AGCAGACGAGCGCGUCUUUAUUCGCGUCUCCCCGGUUUAGAUUGAAGUGCGGAGCAUCAAACGCAGCCGUGCAGACACACUCACAUGCCGGCGUAGAGGGGUAUCUCUGCGGUCGCCUCGCUCCAGGCCCUCGCCAAAUCUGCCCGAUAUGCUGGUUUUAACUGAGCCGUGACAUACCGUGGCGAAAAGUAAAGCGUAGCGAAAGCGCGUUUUCGCGUAUUUUUGGGGAUAGGGGUCGGUAAUACGAAGUGAAACGUGUCCGCUCCUCCCAAACUUUGCGAGCGGUUGCAGCUUUCCUGGUCACACACAGAUAGCAGUGAUUGCUGCUAAAGGGGGAAGACGAGUUGACUACACUUCAUCUUUCAACAUCAAAGUUAGCUCGUUUCCUGCUCGUUUUGGACAUUAGAGUCAUGUGAGGCGUCCUGUAAUGUCCACGGACCAGGAUAAAGAUUCGUUCUCGCUCAAAAGAAACCGAGGAGAUGGAGGUCUCGAGGGUAUAGGGGGGGCAGGCCUCCUCCUGGGGAGUCCGGAUAAGAAGAAACGCAAAGCAAAUACACAGGCUCCUUCCUUCGCCCCACUCUCAGAGUAUGCUCCUCCGGCAAACCCCAGCUCUGAUCAUUUGGUGGCUUCCAACCCUUUCGAUGACAACUACAACUCUCCCACUCUGUCUCUGAAGCCACUGAACUCCUCCAGCCUGUAUUUUGGCCCUUCACACUACACAGGGUUUGGUGGCUAUGGCCCUCCCCGACCGGCUCCACACAUCCCCAGCAGAAUGCCCUCUCCUUAUGGGGGCCCAUAUCCGAUGCGGAACCAGCCCCACCUGUUCGCCCAGGGCCCGAUGGGCCCGAUGGCCAUGGGCUUCAACCGCCCGCCCGCUUUCAGCUACGGGCACCCGGAGAGUGCAGGGUUUGUAAACCAGCACAUGUUUAAUAAUAACGGCAGCAUGCAGCUUCCAGGUGGGCUGCCUUUCAGACCGGGCCCUGGUGAGAACUCCAGUCAGCUGCCACUUCCCAUCGUGAACCAGAACCAGAGUGGAAUGGAUGGCCCAGGCCCGGGGUUCGGUAUGGAGGGACCCGCGAGUGGAAGCCUACCCCUGGCGGGUAAACCUGUCCCGGACGUGAGCUCAGCACUCCCUCAGCUGUCAAGCUUUGCCCAGGCGAGCACGCCCACGCCCAAGCAGGACCCCAGCGAGUCCGCGAACAAAAGCGCCAGCCAGAACGCUGCGUCUGCGCGGAAACAGAAUUCCACGUCAGAGGAGGGGGGGGCUCAGGACGGCCAGGCAGAGCCGAAGGGGAAGAACAGAGCCGGCGGCGAAGGAGGUGUGGAGAAGAUCAACGGCGUCCUCCAUCCAGGAGCCGAACCCCUGAAGAAGACCCCCCAGCCAGGGGCUCUUAUCGAACCUGUCGUGGAGAGGAGCCGGCGGCCCGGCGCUGGCGCUCGCAGCGCCGCCCUUCUGGCCAGUAGCAAGCCGGCGCCUCACCCCAGCCGGCUGGGCAGCGUCAGAGCCUCCGCUUCGGAGCCAGUGUACCCAUGCGGAAUCUGUCUCAAUGAGGUGAAUGAUGACCAGGAGGCGAUCCUGUGUGAGGCCUCGUGCCAGAAGUGGUUCCACAGAGUGUGUACGGGAAUGACUGAGACGGCGUACAACAUGUUGACGGCCGAGGCGGCUGCUGUCUGGGGCUGUGAUGGCUGCAUGCAGGAGAAGGGCGCUCAGCUCCUCAAAACGCGGGAGACAUCGGCCCCGCCUACCGCGAACAGCGAGGGACAAUCCUGAAUGGCGUGUGUGUGUCUCCUCGAUUUCGUUUCUCUUGCCACCGUGAAUGUCAGUGUUGUUUGUGCUGGGUUCUGUUGCAGUGCCGUGAGGGAGAGCUCCAUCACUUUUCUUCUGUCUCCCCUUCUGCUCCUUGACUGGGUGUGACUUGUAUGAUCUUGCAGCCUCCAUAUAUAAAUCAAGACGAGGAGGUGGUCCAGCUUUAUCCAAGUUUCUUACUCAGACCUCAAGUCUCGUUCAGCUAGGCCCCCGAUCUACAUCUGUCUGGGGUGAAGUCCUGUGUGCUCUGUAAAUACGUGCUAGGAUUUACAUUAGCUUUGAACUGUACACGGUCUUCCUUCCCACAAACACAUUAGCGUGGUGGUUGACUUGUGUUAUAGAAAUUCAUCAGUCUAACAUUAAUAAUUCUGUUAAUUAAAUAAUUUGUUUUGACCGGGUGACCUUCAGCAUCCCAACUCUUGAUCCAGGUCACUCUAGGUACUGGGAUCGUCCGAAGUUCUCGAACCAUACAUCAAAAGCAGCGGUGUGAUCAGAUAUCUUAACGUUUUUAAACCAAUUAUUACCUAACAUCGUCCAGCUUAAUGUAUGGUGCUCACAAAAAAAUCGGUUUGCUGUUAACGCGCAGUGAACACGCUGUUGGGUGAAGCAGAACGGCUUUGAGCACGUGAUGUCCGUUUCUCGUCGGUGUAGGCCUGUGAAGACCAGCAUCCGAAAGGGCUGCCGGUAAACAACGGCUUGUACUUUUAAAUAAAACCUUCUGAUUGUUACAGAACAGCGACACGAAGAACUAAGCUGUCGUCGCUGAAUGUAGCGAUUAUUUUGUAUUCCGUAGCAUGUUCCUGAAAGGAGACCGAAACGAGCAGCACUUGGGGUGCUUUUUGAAUGUAGUCUCAUUGUGUCAUGGUUUGUUCGGGUCUUGGUGAGCAACGCGCCCUUCUCAUGGCCUGUACGCGCCUGGCUUCGCUGUGUUGUUCCCGCUUUACCAUGUAUUUCAUCUAGUGUUGCGUUUAUUUUUUAAACGAUUGUUCGUGAACUUGUGAAUAAUUGUAUCGUAAAUGCAGAAAAGGUUAGAUUAUCCCAGCAAAUAUGAACCCAGAAACGGAGAAACCGAUUGUGCACUAAAAUGUCUUCAAUCACCUUUAAUAUUUAAUUGCAUUUCCUUACCGGUUUACUCUUAUUUGUUAUUGGAGACGACGAGGAUUCGUUACUUGAAUGCAUUUCUGGGAAAGUGUUUUGGAAAAGUAAUUGUACAGAAUAUAUCAGUAGGGUGAUUGAUUGAUUGAUUAAUUUAUAUAAGUAACGACCUUUCUUGAUUUUAUCACUUCCUACCCCCGGAUUUAUUCCAAGUAAUAAAUCUGUUUGGCACCUUGUUAAAAGCAACUUUGUUUAAAAAGAACGUAAAUGUAUAUUACCACAUUUAAGAGGAUACAAUCGGUAGUGUGGUUUUUUUUUUUGGUUGCUUGUUUGUUCUUCCCCCGCCCCCCGCUUGAUGUAUAAUGUAUAAUACAUCCGAUAUUUGAAUGAUAUCGCUCUAAUAAUGUUUGGCUUUUUACUACAUCGUAUCAGAACUGCAUCAGCUGCAGACGUUUGGUGCAUCACGAAUGUAAACGUGGACCGGUGUCUUCUAUUAUAAUGUGACAGAACAGACGUAUUGUGGUGAACAUGUAACUUCGUUAUAUUGUACUGUUGUUUUCAUAUUCCAAAGAAUGACACGCCCUUCAUCGAAUACCCAUUCCCAGUAUUCCGCAGCGAUGGCGUUUCCCAGUGUAUGCAUUCCCUUUACCUCCUCGACGUUUCUAGGACGUUCACUUCUGUGCUCUGAAAAGAUUGACACUUCAACUAUUUAAUUAGGUUAUAUUGAAUAAACCAAAAAUACUUAGCGCCUACUUAUAUCCGUAAAGAAAUUAUGCAUCACUGAACCGUGGCAAGGCGGUGAUCAAAAAAAUAUUAUUUUGUGAUUUGCAUGGUAAGCGCAUUAUAACCUGCUUACAGGAUACGGUUUGUUUUUCUUCUAUAAAGAAUAAUUGAAUCGGCGAUGUUUGCGAAGCAAUCAGCCUUAGACUGUUGGCAAGGGCUGCCUUGGUUAAACCAUGGCCGACCAGGAGGCGAAGGCACUGCGUGCUUCACCUGAUUCUGAGAGUUUAUACCAGGGGAGAGGAGCUCAUAUCAUUUGUCCAAGUGAGCUGGGUGAAGAACAGUGAAUGUACAGAUAAAAAUAAACCCUAAACAGAUAAAUCACAUGAACUAGUGCCUAGUAAGAAUUUGCUGCAGUUUCCUUGGCAUAAUCGAACGCUGUGUUAAGAUUAGCUAUAUAAUGGUGCCCCUCAAUUCAUUUAUGGGCUACAAUGUUUUACUUUUUAAAAAUAAAUACGCUGACUUUGUUUCUUGUCCCAUAGCGUUACAGAUUCAUUAAAUGGACAAUACAUGAUAACACUUUAACGGUCAUUGUUUGUGGCCUGUACCUGGACUACUGUGUUUAAUAAAUGAAGGAGGUUACUCCUCUACAUUGUUCGGA
Electrophorus electricus (electric eel) is the source of this 4283-nucleotide messenger RNA. It is a transcript of the gene pygo1, whose product is annotated as pygopus family PHD finger 1. The record is from RefSeq and is a predicted model, not a curated record. Lineage: Eukaryota; Metazoa; Chordata; Actinopteri; Gymnotiformes; Gymnotidae.